This is a messenger RNA of Myotis myotis, 2605 nucleotides long. Its product is annotated as isoaspartyl peptidase/L-asparaginase-like. Lineage: Eukaryota; Metazoa; Chordata; Mammalia; Chiroptera; Vespertilionidae. Gene Ontology annotation, molecular function: asparaginase activity. The coding region runs from base 809 to 1732 and encodes 307 amino acids. The record is from RefSeq and is a predicted model, not a curated record. The transcript has 7 exons.
CGCCGGGCGGGGUGAGCGCAGGGAGGACCAUGCUGCACCGGCAGGUGAGCGGAGGCCCAACUGCAGCUCCUCACGGGGAUGCUUCCUGGCCGGGGGCCCAUCACUGCGCCCCCGUCCUCCACGGCCAGCGGGCGGGCGUCCGCCCUGCCCCCCACAAGCCCCUCGGUGCUUCCCUUCGUCCCUAAGGGGGCGCCUCCGAGGCUGAAGCUGCGCCCCGGAACCGCCCCGCCCGCCUCCGCGGUAACGCGGUCGCCGCUCUCAGGCUGACUCCUUCCGGGGCUUUUCCUCGCGUCUCCGCCGCCGCCGCCUCGCAGGAGGGGCGCCAGGUCGGCACGGCGAGCCCCAGCCCCGGCGCAGGAGGCGGAGCGGAGGGGGAGGGGGAGGAGGCGGCGCCGCCGAGGAAAGUCUUUUUUUUGGUGUUUUUUUUAUGUGGAAUUGGCGGUGGGAGAGCCGUGGCCGUCAGCCGAGUCUGAAGAAAAGAGUUUAAUCAAGAAAAGGGGAACAGAGAAUGGACAGGGCGCCUUCUCCGUCCAAGAACCGUAGGCAGCGCCAUGUCGGCGGCACGACUCGCAGCUCCCCUGGCGGCCGCCAUCUUGGACCGGCAAAGGCCCGCCCCGCCCCUUGAAUCAGCCAAUCAGGAAAGACGGUGCGCCUGCGCUCCAAUCAGGAGGGACAGGGAAGGGGGCGGGGUUACAAAGCCAGCGGACCGCGGCUCCGAGUGCGCCUGCGCCCAGACCACUGCCGGCGCGCGCCCCUCUGCACAGAAGCGCAGGUACCGCCUGCUGCCCGGCUCCCAGGGUCCGGGGACAUGAACCCCGUGGUCGUGGUCCACGGGGGCGCGGGCAGCCGGGUCUCCCAGGACCGCGAGGAGCGGGUGCGCCAGGGCGUGGCCCGAGCUGCCGCCGCGGGGUACCGCGUCCUGACGGAGGGGGGCAGCGCGCUGGACGCCGUGGAGAGCGCGGUGGCCGCCCUGGAGGACGAUCCCGAGUUCAACGCCGGUUGUGGGUCCGUCUUGAACGUAAAUGGGGAGGUGGAGAUGGACGCCAGCAUCAUGAGUGGGAAAGACCUGUCCUCGGGCGCCGUGUCCGCCGUCCGCCACAUCGCCAACCCCAUUCGGCUCGCGCGGCUCGUCAUGGAGAAGACGCCUCACUGCCUCCUGACCGGCCAGGGUGCUGCAGAAUUUGCCGCCGCCAUGGGGGUCCCGGCGGUUCCUGAGGAGCAGCUGGUAACGGAGAGAAGAAGGAAACACCUUGAGAGAGAGAAGCAGAAGGAGGCUCAGAAUCCAGACCAACAGAAAGACUUGGGCACCGUGGGCGCCGUGGCCUUGGACGCCAAAGGGGAUGUGGCUUACGCCACCUCGACCGGGGGCAUCGUGAACAAAAUGGUCGGCCGAGUCGGGGACACGCCCUGUGUAGGAUCCGGGGGCUACGCCGACAGUGCCAUUGGAGCUGCUUCCACCACGGGGCACGGGGAGAGCAUCCUGAAGGUGAACCUGGCCAGGCUCGUGCUCUUCCACGUGGAGCGGGGAAGGACACUGGACGAGGCGGCGACGGCGGCGCUGGGUUACAUGAAGUCCAAGCUCCAAGGCCUGGGUGGUGUCAUCUUGCUCAACACAGCAGGAGACUGGGCGGCCCAGUGGACCUCGGAGUCCAUGGCCUGGGCGGCCGCCAAGGACGGCAAGCUGCACGUCGGCGUCAACCUUGGCGACACCAGGGUCACUGACCUGCCCUGAGCCCCGGAGGGUUAGGCCAGGGGCUGGCCUGCAGGUGACGCCGUUGCCUGGGUCGCAGGCUCAGCUUGACCCGUUAGCUAGAACCGGAAUCGCCCUCCGGUCUGCCCCGCGUCCUGCCCCUGGAGCAGUGCCUGUCCCAGUGCGUGGUGAGGGGCGGAGUCUGAAGGGAGGAGAGAAGUGCCCACAGUGAGGUCAAAAUGCAGCGAGCGAGGGUGACAGGCCGGAGCCAUCUCUUGAGCCGCCCCCUGGUCUCAGGUUAGAAAGAAGAACCGACAUGAUCUCAGCCCAACCGCCACCGGAAUGUCCUCGCGCAGGGAGCUGGAAUCGGGAAACACCCCCCCCCAGACCCCCCCUCCCCCCCCAGUGGCAGAGCUGCCCCCCAUCCCGGGCUGUCGUGGUUGCACUUUCUGGCGGGACCGGGAGGCAGGUGGGAAGAGAGUCCGCGGACGCGUCUGACGGCGGCAGGAGCAGCAGGGCUCGUGGGCAGAGGCCAGCUGAGCGCGGUGUCGCGGCGUCCACUGGGCUCGAAGGACGUGGGUAAAAGACAGCGGGAGCGGCAGACGGGUUUCUGAGGACGGUCGGACCCUCGCUGACUUGCUAACAUCGAGGCUUCCAGACCUAAAAGGACCCUCUGGUAACCUGCGCUCCCGGAGCUGAUGGUGCAGCCUGGGCCCCACCCCUGAGCUGGGUGGGGGCCGUGUGGUCGGCGCGGGGAAGGGGGGCGUUCCCUGGUGGAGAGGGUCCCGUUAACCUUCCCACUGGAGCGGUGUUUCUGCUGUGACUGAUCUGCAGGGCUUACCCUCUCUGGAAGGAACCUGCUUAACUGGCAAUCCCACGGCCGCUAAUAAACUAAUAAAAUGCGAUUUGGAAGAA